ACAGAGCAGCACCAAGGUGACAUCGCCGUUCCUAAAGAAGAGGAGAUGGACAAGAUAAGAAAAGAGGUCUUCCUCGAAGGACUUCAGGUGGAAGAAGAAGGGCUGUCCCCUGUGCAGAGGAAGCGGCUGCUGAGGCCGAGGCCGAGGACGACGGUCAAACCACUCAGCAGGAAGAGAAGAGCAGCAACGGCGAGGAAGGACCGGGUUUGGGAGUACGGUGUCAUACCCUACGAGAUCGACGGAAACUUUUCCGGAGCUCACAAAGCGCUUUUCAAGCAGGCCAUGCGCCACUGGGAGAACUUCACCUGCGUCAAGUUUGUCGAGAGAGUACCAUCGGAGCAUCCCAACUUCAUCGUGUUUACCGAGCGACCAUGUGGUUGCUGCUCAUUCGUCGGCAAAAGAGGAAAUGGCCCCCAGGCGAUAUCCAUCGGCAAGAACUGCGACAAGUUCGGCAUCGUCGUCCACGAACUGGGACACGUGGUUGGGUUCUGGCAUGAACACACCCGCCCAGACCGAGACAACCAUGUACUCAUUGUCAGGGACAACAUCAUGACAGGUCAAGAAUACAACUUCAACAAGCUCACAGAAGAGGAGGUCAACUCGCUAGGUCUUCCAUAUGACUACGAUUCCAUAAUGCACUACGCUAGGAAUACUUUUUCAAAGGGUACUUAUCUCGAUACGAUUCAACCAACUGAUUACGGAAAGAACAAAAGGAGACCUGAGAUAGGUCAAAGGCUGAGGUUGAGCGAAGGGGACAUUGCACAGACAAAUCUACUUUAUAAAUGUCAACGUUGUGGUAGGACUCAUCAAGAGAAUUCGGCUACUAUUACUUCUCCAAUAUCCAGACAUGAAAGUGAAAGGUGUGAGUGGCGUAUUAUGGCCACUCAUGGCGAACGAAUAGUUCUAAACAUCACUGAUUUGGACUUGUAUAAGAGCGAGAACUGCCGUUCAGACUACUUAGAGGUGAGGGAUGGUUACUGGCACAAGAGCCCUCUAUUAGGAAAAUUCUGUGGAUCAAAAAGGUCGUAUGAACCAAUCAUAUCAACAGGUAGCAGAAUGCUUCUCACAUAUAUCACCAGUAUGAAAGGAGCCGGCCACAAAGGAUUUGUAGCUCAUUAUGAAGCUGUUUGUGGGGGCAAUAUAUUUGUUGAUGAAGGUGGUCAUCUAGAAUCACCGAAUUAUCCAGAAGAUUACCAGCACAAUAAAGAAUGCAUUUGGAAGCUCACUGCUCCAAGGGAUUAUCAAGUCGCUGUUAAAUUUCAUAGUUUUGAGGUGGAGAAGCAUGACAACUGCUUCUACGAUUACGUUGAGAUAUUGGAUGGCCAUGAUCCUGAUUCAAAAGUCAUUGGCAAAUACUGUGGCUACAAACUUCCACCUGAUGUUCAUUCAACUGGAAACCAACUCCUCAUCAAAUUUGUUUCAGAUGGUUCAGUUCAAAAGGCUGGAUUCUCUGCAGCAUACAUGAAAGAAUAUGAUGAAUGUAGCCUGACAGAUCACGGAUGUGAACAACAAUGUGUCAAUACCUUAGGUGGAUAUGAAUGCGCUUGUAGAAUAGGAUUUGAACUCCAUUCCGACAAUAAGCACUGUGAAGAUGCUUGCGGAGGAACUUUAGAAGCCCCAAAUGGUGCACUAACCAGCCCAUCAUUCCCAGAUCUUUACCCUGGAGAUAAGACAUGUGUUUGGGAAAUUAUAGCACCACCUCAAUACAGGAUCACUCUUAACUUUACACAUUUUGACCUCGAAGGAAACAAUGUAUUACAGCAAGAGUGUGAAUAUGAUAGUGUAGAAGUGCAUUCCAAAUUGAGUGCAGAUGUACUCCACAGGCACGGUGUCUAUUGUGGUACAAGGCUUCCUCCAAUGAUAACAUCUGAAGCUAAUGCUCUCAGAAUUGAAUUUUCCUCUGAUUCAUCAAUCCAUAAAACUGGUUUCGCAGCAGUAUUUUUCACAGAUAUGGAUGAAUGCGCUGUCGAUAAUGGAGGAUGCCAACAUGAAUGUCGGAACACACUUGGAUCAUAUGCUUGUUGGUGCCAUAAUGGAUACACUUUACAUGAAAAUGGGCAUGAUUGCAAAGAAGGUGGCUGCAAACACGAAGUACGGGCUCCGGUUGGAACUGUGUCAUCACCAAAUUAUCCUGAAAAUUAUCCUUCUAGAAAAGAAUGUGUAUGGCAGUUUACGACAACUCCGGGUCAUCGCAUAAGAUUGACAUUCACAGAAUUUGAGUUGGAACCACACCAAGAAUGUGAAUAUGAUCAUGUGGCUCUAUAUGAUGGAGACAGCGCUGAUGCUAUGAGCCUAGGAGUCUUCUGUGGCUCAAAACUGCCACAUCCAAUCAUAGCAACUUCAAAUCACAUGUAUAUGACAUUUAAAUCAGAUGCAAGUGUCCAACGAAAAGGAUUUUUAGCUAUACAUGCAACAGCAUGUGGUGGACGUUUGACUGCAACAUCAAGAGUAAAACAUCUAUAUUCACACUCAAAAUAUGGAGACCAUAACUAUGAAAAUAGAGCAGAUUGUGAUUGGACUAUUGAAGCGAAUCCUGGACAACUAAUCCAUUUAACAUUCCUCACAUUUGAACUAGAAGAUGAAGGUGACUGUAUGUAUGACUAUGUUGAGGUGUUUUCUGGCCCAGACACAAGCGGACCCUCUUAUGGCAAAUUCUGUGGAAACACCAAUCCCACGGAUGUAUUGUCAGUGACAGAGUCUCUGUUAGUAAGGUUUAGAUCUGAUGAUACUGUGGUGAGCAAAGGAUUUUCUGCAUCAUAUGUGGCUAUCGACCAGGUGAGCGGUGAACUACUUUCAACAGAAGAUUCAACAGAUUCACUUUGGUAG
Messenger RNA from Nezara viridula (southern green stink bug), 2826 nucleotides. Lineage: Eukaryota; Metazoa; Arthropoda; Insecta; Hemiptera; Pentatomidae. The record is from the annotation of a GenBank genome assembly.